This is a messenger RNA of Ochotona princeps (American pika), 2082 nucleotides long. RefSeq names its product lipopolysaccharide-binding protein-like. The transcript is spliced from 15 exons. Gene Ontology annotation, biological process: acute-phase response; positive regulation of macrophage activation; macrophage activation involved in immune response. NCBI's taxonomy places the organism in Eukaryota, Metazoa, Chordata, Mammalia, Lagomorpha, Ochotonidae. The record is from RefSeq and is a predicted model, not a curated record. Gene Ontology annotation, molecular function: lipopolysaccharide binding. The coding region runs from base 187 to 1770 and encodes 527 amino acids.
UUGCUGGAAAUGAGGCUGCUCCAAAGUCCUCAACUUUCCCCACCACCCUCAGGCCCCAGGCUGGCUCAGUUCCUCAUCUGGCUCCUGGCUCUAUAAGUAGGCGAUUGUCUGACGCCACCUUCAGUCAGGGCGGCUCCCACCAAGAGGCUCUGACCCACUGCUGCCCCAGGAAGAGCUGGAGACAGGAUGAUGGCCAGACUAUACCCUGUGAUAGUGGUGCUGUGGCUGCUGGCAGGGGUCUCCAGGUUUGGCGAAGGGACUUCUAAUCCUGGCUUUGUGGCCAGGGUCUCCAGAAAAGGCCUGGAAUACGCCUGCCAGUAUGGAGUAACCAUCCUGAACAAGCAGCUGUCCAACCUCAGGUUGCCUGAUUUCUUGGGAAGCUACAAGGCUGGUUGGUUUGGAAGUGUGAGCUAUGAGCUUCACCGCCUAAAGAUCCAUCACUUCAGACUCGGGGACUCAGGACUGGAUCUCCUUCCGGAGCAUGAUGUGGGAGUCUCUCUGUCCAACAACUUCCUACAGGCCGGGGGGAGCUGGAAGGUGGAGAAGGAGUUCAUCACCCUCAAGGGGACCUUUGAUCUGAGGAUGGACAUCUCCAUCUCUGCUUCUCUGAGCUUGGGCAAGGACCAGGCUGGACGGCCCACUGCCUCCGUGGCCCAGUGCAGCAACUCCAUUGGCCAUGUCAGCAUUGACAUCUCUGGAAGCUUAAGCUGGAUUUUCAAUCUCUUCCAUGAAAAAAUUGAACAUGGUAUCAAAAGUCUCUUGGAACAAGAGGUCUGCAAAGAGAUCAGGAAGUUGGCAGGCUCCUACCUGGAACCAUACCUCCGCACUCUGCCAGUCACCACGGUGAUUGAUCAGUUUGCUGGUAUUGACUACAGCUUGGUAGGAGCUCCGCAGGUGACUGCUGAAGGCCUGGACACAUCCUUCAAGGGUGAAUUCUUCAGCCUAAGACAACGCAUCCCAGUCCCAUUUGUUGCCCCAGCCAUCAGGCUGCCCCAGCGACACGACCAUAUGUUCUAUUUCGCCAUGUCUCAAUACAUGUUCAACACAGCCAGCCACGUCUACCAAAAGGCUGGGCGUACACGCAUCAUCAUCCAAAACAACCAGGUGACUAACUUAACAAACCUUACAAGCCAGUCAGCUAGAAAAUGGUGGAAGCAAAACUUGAACUUAAGCUGUCUGAUCUCAAACUCUACAAGCCUAACUGCUAUGGUUUCCUGCCUCUCGAGUAACUUCCUACGGCUGCUGCUGCAAGUCCCCACUGACUCCCCAAUUUCCCUGCAAACCAACUUACUCCAGAGACUGUUUCCACCGUUGGCCAGGUUGUUUCCUGAUAUGGAGGUAGAGUUUGAGGCAUCACCGGAAUCACAGCCAUUACUGACGUUCACCCCUGGGAACGUGACCUUCAUGCCAGUGAUGGACAUCCGAAUCUCUGCCCUCCAGAGCAACUCCUCUGCCCGCAGGCCACUCUUGCAUCUUAUGGCGAAAGCCAACAUUUCUGCCACCAUCAGUGUGAGAUCAGGCAGAAUCUUUGGUUCCGUGGCCUCAGGAAGUAAUCUGAAGCUCGAGCUGAAGCACUCCAGUGUCAGUUACUGCUGCGUAAAGUUGAUAGAAGUCAUCAUCAACCACUUUGUAUUCAAGGUCGUAUUACCCUCUCUCAAUGCAAAACUUCAGGAGGGCUUCUCUCUCCCUCUUCCAAACAACACCUUCAUCAGCAGUCUGGAGUUGCAAAUUCACAAGAACUUCUUGCUCUUAGCAGCCAACAUUAAUUAGGCCAGAGGAAUGGACGAUACCACAGACGGACCUGCUUCUGACCUUGCGGGCUGAGGACACUCCGCCUCUUCUCCCAUGGACAAGGUCACCAAAGAACUCAUGACAACUGAAGACAGACCUGACGGCCAUGGGACACAUUCCACAUUGCUGUCCUCCUUCUCCUUUCCACACCCCUGCUUUCUCUUAGUACCUGAGCUCAGCCUGGCUCAGGCCUCAUCUGCCUCUAGAAUCAACUUCCAUGAAGGAAAUUGUGUGAGCACUGGUCAAUCCCCAUGCAGCCCAUCCUAUUCAACAUUAAAUACGUAGAACAGC